AUGAGGCAGCAGGAGACGCUCCUGAUGACGAGGGAAGACGUCAUGGCUCGCGAGACGCGUUUGGCGGAUCGUAAGGCACUCCUGGACGCCAGAGAGCGGGAGAUCUCUCUCCAAGAGGAGAAGCUCGAAGGCACCCUUCGCGCCAAGGAUGACGAACUGGAGGCUCUAGUGCAGGAGCAUACCAAGGAGUUGGAGGACAAGCACAAGGCAGCCAUGGACGCCCUCACCAUUAACUCUGCCAUGCAGCUGAAGAAAAUCACUGAUGAUCUUGCUGCCGCAUUUGCUGCCAAAACUAAUCUUGACCGACAGGUGACCAAGCUGAUAGAAGAGCUUGCCGAAAGCACCAAGGAGGUGGAGGCCCUCAAGGAGGAAGCACGGAAGAUGGAGGCCAGGAUCGGCACUCUGGAAAGCGCGGCAGAGUCCAGCGAACUCCGCCAGCAGCAACUGACCAAGGAUCUGAACACAACCCAGCGCCUCUGGAAGGAUGCAGAGGACAAGCUGGCGAACCAGUCUGAGCAGGCGAACCUCUGGAUCAGGAGCAUGGUCUACGUGGCCAUGCGUCUUGCUGCUCAGACCGUGGCGAUGGGCAUGGAGGGGCCAGUCUAUUCGGGUAGCAAGCAGGAGACCCCUAGUGCCAAGCUGGGAGUCUUGUUCAACGAGCUGAUUGACAAGCUGAAGGCGCAUGAAGAGGGGAAGGCAGAGCGCUUCGCGACCAAGUCUCGAAAGCUUGCCGACGACGCCCUCCUCAUGGUCCUGAGCAACAUCGCUUGCCGCCACCCAGAUCUUGACCUCGACGACGGCUUCAGGAAGCCGUUGGCAGGCACCGACAUCUCUGCUACCAAGGAGAAAGCCGCCCUUCGAGCCGCCAAGGUCCUCCAUGUCCCAAAGGCCUCAAGCUAUCGCCAGGCCAAGUGA
Aegilops tauschii subsp. strangulata is the source of this 915-nucleotide messenger RNA. NCBI's taxonomy places the organism in Eukaryota, Viridiplantae, Streptophyta, Magnoliopsida, Poales, Poaceae. The record is from RefSeq and is a predicted model, not a curated record.